UCCGAAGCAGAUCUUCUCUGGAUUGCUAGGUACCCCACUGGGGUGCAAUUAAAGUCAUACAUCCUGCUGUCUAAAGGCAGAGAGGAAGGGUGGAGGAAUUCUGACUCCAUUCAAAGUUCAUUCAUGCUACUUAACUGUGGCAUGCUGUCAAGACCUCCUCCCUUCACCCUUCAAGCAGAAAGUGGAAGAAUGGGGUACUAGUCUAGGCCCAGGACUUCUGCUCUGUAGGUAUGGGAUGCUAGAGAUAACACUGGACAUGGACCUAAUUACUGAACAGAACUUCCUGGCUACCUGCUUGACAUGUACCUAAAAAGUUCUUGUGGUUCAGACUACACCAUGGGUAUUCCCACCAGACCAUCAGUUUAGCCCAUGACAAUGUAAGGGGGCAGGCAUGAUGCUUUUCCAUUCAACACAAAGCUUGACAGAGUAGUAUUUGAAGAACUUUAGAUGUCAGCAAUAUGCAACAGCAACGAUCAGUCUGACAGUUAUAGCUGAGUUUUUCAAAAGUGACUUUUGGAUUUAGGUUUUGGGACCUUCAUCUGCCAUGCCACAGCCUGAUUAUUCUGUGUACCGAGUGUCUAAAAUUCCUUCUAAUGGCAAUGGGUAGUGUAAAAGGUCUUACAGCUCUCAGUAUUAAAGCCCAAAAUAUCUUGUACUAGCCAGCCCAAAUGAGAGGACAAAAAUAAAAUUUUUCAUUGUUUAUCAGGUAAUUUUUCAUCUGAGAUCUGAUUCAACUAGGUGAAGGACCAGAAUCCAGCAGGCAGUUGAGGGUGUGUUUCCAUGCUGGAGCUCAGCCUGUCAGAUACUAUUUUCCCCCUUUUCAUUUGUAGGUCUUCAUCUGUAGAUAUCAAAGUGCUUUAAAGCACUGUGUUAAGCAUUGUUAUCUCUGGUUUUUUAGAGCUGAGGGAUAUGCAGCUGUGCCAAAGUGACAAGCCAGACUUCACACAGGACAGUAGCUCAGCUGAGGAAAAUGGCUAAUCAUCAUGAGUCUUUGCCCAGUGCUUCAUCAGACCCCUCUCCAGUGAACACAGUGGGUUUUUUUGUAAAACUCCUUGACUAAAUCCUACCAGUUUAGACACAAAGGACACCGACAUGAGGUGAAUUAAGCAUGCAGUAGGAUUUGGCCAAAAGAGAGGAAAUUACUGUAUCUUCCUAUCUUCCUAUAUAAUCAAUACCUUAAAUUUAAUGAGACCUUGGCUCUGACCUGGUGGGUCCUUGCCUUGAUUUGGGAUAGCUGCUCUUGUUGGACUAACUUUCUUUACUCAGUAACAGCAGCAGCGGCAGUGUGGUGUAGACAUGCCUAAACUAGCUUAAACAGUUCAGGUACUGCUAGCCACUGAGCCAAAGAACCAUGGAGUUCAGCACGGGCUUGGUGCCUGAGGAUUUUAUCCUGCUCUUUGAGUUUAGCAUUUAUUUACUAUCUCAGCUCAAGCAAGCCUUGCAAUUUGUUGAAAAGAAGGCUGGUGGGUCUGGUGCCCUGUCGGCACUAGUACUUUUUCCGGCAGAGGUGAGCGUGGCGCUAGGGUUGAUUGUAGGACAUGUAGCCAAAGACAGUAGUGUCAUGAAAUCUGUUUUGCCUCUCCCUGCCUACUAUUCUCCCUCUUCUUCCCCACUCUUCCACUGGUCUUCCUCAUUAGCUGCCUUGCCUUUGAUCCCAUUUGCUAUGAAGUUUCCUAGUCACUAAGUCUCUACUGGAGAUCAUGAAUACCUAGGAGCUGGUGAAGGCUUGGAGAAAGAGCUGCCUGCUGGAAAUGUCACUGGCCUUGCCUGACUGUGGCUGUAACAGAAGAAACUGUAGGGACUAAAUGGGAAAAUCCAGGACCAUUCCCCCUGUGUCAGGUUGGGACUCGGAGUACUGUGUCCUAGUCACAAAGAGAGGCAGAGACGCAGAGGGGACUGUCGGCUGGUGCAGGCAGAACCAAAAGAUAUUUAAUCAGCAAUUAGAAACACCUGAGGGCAAGGGAAAUUCUACUCCAGCCUCGAGCCUCAUCUCUCAGCCUGCAGCAUGGAAUAUUGAAUACAGCUGCCCGGCCACCAAUGAGUGUGAGAUCACGAAACGGAGGCGCAAGUCCUGUCAGGCCUGUCGCUUCAUGAAAUGCCUCAAAGUGGGGAUGCUAAAAGAAGGUGUUCGUCUGGAUCGAGUCCGUGGAGGCCGUCAGAAAUACAAAAGGAGACUGGAUUCUGAGAGCAGCACUUACCUGAGCUUACAGAUCCCUCCCCCAGCUAAAAAGCCAUUGACUAAGAUCGUCUCCCACUUGCUGGUGGCUGAGCCAGAGAAGAUUUAUGCCAUGCCUGAUCCAACCAUGCCGGAGAGUGACAUCAAAGCCCUGACAACCCUCUGUGACCUGGCAGACAGGGAACUGGUGGUGAUCAUUGGCUGGGCAAAGCACAUCCCAGGGUUCUCCAACCUGUCCCUUGGCGACCAGAUGAGCCUUCUGCAGAGUGCCUGGAUGGAAAUUCUCAUCCUGGGCAUUGUGUACCGCUCCCUGCCAUACGAGGACAAGCUGGUCUAUGCUGAGGACUACAUAAUGGAUGAAGAGCACUCUCGUCUGACAGGGCUGCUGGAGCUCUACCUGGCCAUCCUACAACUGGUGCGCCGCUAUAAGAAGCUCAAGGUGGAAAAGGAGGAGUUUGUCACACUCAAAGCUCUGGCCCUCGCCAACUCAGACUCCAUGCACAUAGAGGACAUGGAUGCAGUGCAGAAACUCCAGGACCUUCUCCACGAAGCCCUGCAGGACUACGAGCUGAGUCAGCGCAACGAGGAGCCCCGGCGAGCAGGCAAGCUGCUCCUGACCUUGCCCCUCCUGCGGCAGACGGCUGCUAAAGCUGUGCAGCACUUCUACAGCAUCAAACUGCAGGGCAAGGUUCCCAUGCAUAAACUCUUCCUAGAAAUGCUAGAGGCAAAGGUCUGACAGCCCCAGCACCAGCCGACAGUGGCCGGGGAACAAACUAGAAACAAAGAUGCAGACAAUGGAGCAAUCCAAACAGCAGCAGCAGCCGCCGCCAGCUUUUAUCUCCAAUCAUUUAUUAUGGAAGAAUUAUUUAAUGUCUAUCUGUCGGCGUGACUGCAGAAUCUUGUGUACAGGAGGGGGAAAACUUUUAAUCAGUCACCUGUUUCUCUUUUUUUGUUGUUUUCUCUGUGGGAAAUACCAGAUUAUGCUCUUGCACUUGUUGAGGCAUCAUGGGGGCUCAGCCCCUCUGAUCAGUGAUGCUCUCAGCGCUGUCCAGGCUGCCUGCUCCCCAGCACCCUCUGCCAGUUCUGGAGGGAGGGUGGGGACAGAAGCAGGAAGAGAGGAAGAAUAGAGUCAAUAUAAACUUUAUCUGCUGGUGUUAUGAGGGGUCAGUUAGAAAGGGAAGCAGCUACGGUCCGUCUUUUUCUCACCUUUCUGCCUCUUACCAUAGAGUAGGUGCUCCUUUGGAGAACAAUGCUGCUGGACCUCUCCUGAACAAAAAGGCUGCCUCCCAGACUCCUCUAACACUUGUACAUACAGGCCCCACUUCUUACUGGGAAAGAUGCUCCUAACUGUGUAAGAUAUUCUGCGACCUUGUACAGUGUGUCAUUACGCCUGGCUAGUCCCUCCCAUGUACAAUCCCUGCAGGUCCCUGAAGAGGUAGGAUGUAUGUCCCUGAGAAAAUGCAAGUCUUUCCCAAAUGGCAAGAGAAAAGAGCCUGAUGUUAUGCUUCAGUGCUGGGUUGACUUGAUAAUCUCCGCAUCCUCUCCUAUGUGGUGCUAACUACAAUUCUUCCACACUUUUCACCCCAUAGUGUAUCACACCUGCCUCUUCAGCUCAGCUGAGUGCCAUUCCCCACCCGUUCCUUGUGGCAGAGAACACAAGGCUUUGUCUGCAUGGUUACUGCCCAAGUAUAAAUACACCCCAAACCAGA
Passer domesticus (house sparrow) is the source of this 3885-nucleotide messenger RNA. It is a transcript of the gene ESRRB, whose product is annotated as estrogen related receptor beta. The transcript is spliced from 7 exons. Gene Ontology annotation, cellular component: nucleus; chromatin. The record is from RefSeq and is a predicted model, not a curated record. NCBI's taxonomy places the organism in Eukaryota, Metazoa, Chordata, Aves, Passeriformes, Passeridae. The coding region runs from base 1806 to 2912 and encodes 368 amino acids. Gene Ontology annotation, biological process: regulation of transcription by RNA polymerase II; nuclear receptor-mediated steroid hormone signaling pathway. Gene Ontology annotation, molecular function: nuclear steroid receptor activity; nuclear receptor activity; steroid binding.